AUGUUAUUCAAAGUGUGUAAAUUAAAGUUUUAUGUUUGGAGUUUUUUACUUUUAAUAUCGCAAGCUAAGUCGGAUUUGCCAAUUCAUACAUUAACCAAAGAUGUUAUUGGAGUUUGGAAGGUGUAUGAGACUGAGUUGAGUGAUGUGUUCCAGAACUGUGGCAGCACAUUCCCUAAUAAAAACAGUGAAAAUUUGAAAAUUGACAACUUUAAAGAGUAUCUUGAGGAGAUUUACGGUGAAUUGAACGAAUCGGUGCUUGAGUUGUCUGAUGAACGGUACUUUAGGAGAUCUCUGCUAUAUCCCAGAAAUAACUGGUCUUAUUUCUCAGCCAAAAGCCCACAAAAUAACCAAAUUCUUGGUAAUUGGACUAUGGUGUAUGAUGAGGGUGUAAUGAUAGAUAUGAACGAUAAAAACUACUUUGGUUAUUUUAAGUAUAAUAAUGUUAAAAAUAACGAAUGUAAACAAAUCACACAAAACAUAGUUGAGGAUGAGUUUGGUCAUAUAAAGUGUUAUGUAACUGAUCCUAACAGGUUACAAAUCGGAUGGUACAGUAAAAGGAAUAAUAACGACUACAAAUUCGGUUGUUUCUACAUGCAGAAAUUAAAUUAUAAAGAUAAUAAGAAAAAUUAUAUCGUCGAUUUAACUUUCUAUAACUCAUCGCAAAAAUAUCAAUCACACAAUUUACUGGAUGCACUGGGUAAUCAGUCAGUGGAUGGAAGUGAAAUGACAAAGUUAUCAAGCCUAACUGAGGCUAAAGCGGCAUUAAGUUAUGAUAAAACGGGAUUAAAUAAUGAUAAAACUCCAUUAAAUUAUGAUAAAACGGGAUUAGUAUAUGAGAAUUUGGCACCGUUUAGAUUUGUUCAGUUGUGUAAAGGUGUAAAUUAUCAUGUAAUAAAUAACAAUUUUAACAUGGUGCAUCCAUGUACUAAUAAAUUACUCCAAAACAAGAAAUUUCCAACCCACUGGACUUGGGGUGAUCCAUUUAAUGGUCUAGAAGAAGACAUAUACAAUACUUCUCAAGGGGAGUGUGGAAGUUGUUAUAUAUACAGUUCAUUAUAUGUGAUAAGUAAAAGACUACAAAUAUUAUUUAACAAGUUGUAUCCCAACUACAAUUGGAAAUUAAAUCAUUUCAAACUCUCCAUUCACGAUCUUUUAUCUUCCGCGUAUUCGCAGGGUUGUUUUGGCGGAUUUUUAAUGCUUGUUGGGAAACAUAUUAAGGAGUUAGGAAUUCACUCUGACUCAGAGACCUUUCUCAACACGCUGCGCACUCUGGAAGAUAUCAAAUUUGAUAUGAAAUGGUAUAUUGACAGUUAUGGAUAUGUUGGAGGCUGUUAUGAAUGUACAAAUGAGAUGAAUAUGAUGAAUGAGAUAAUCACAAAUGGACCAAUAGCCGUAGCAAUAUACUCACCUCCUCAAUUAUUCUACUAUAAACAUGGGAUAUUUGAUAAUAAUUAUAAACACGGAAUGAUCUGUGAUUUACCACAUAGUAAUCUCAACGGGUGGGAGUAUACGAAUCAUGCGAUAGUGGUGGUUGGCUGGGGAGAGGAAUUGGUGAAUGGUGAGAAUGUAAAGUAUUGGAUUUGUAAGAACACUUGGGGUACAAAUUGGGGUGUACAAGGCUAUUUCAAGAUUAAAAAGGGCGUAAACUUAUGCGGCAUUGAAAGUCAAGCUGUUUUCUUUGAUCCCUCACUAAAUAAAGGAUUAUCAAAUAAAUACAUACAAUUAUACAAUCUAGAAUACGCCUCCAAAUAAUUAAUACUAAGUUUCUUCAGUCAACUAACAAUAAAAACUGGUUAAUUGUAUUUUUAUGUUAAAUUAUGAG
This is a messenger RNA of Theileria parva strain Muguga, 1822 nucleotides long. Its product is annotated as Papain family cysteine protease family protein. The transcript is spliced from 11 exons. The record is from RefSeq and is a predicted model, not a curated record. Gene Ontology annotation, molecular function: cysteine-type endopeptidase activity. Gene Ontology annotation, cellular component: lysosome. Bases 1 to 1752 code for a protein of 583 amino acids. Lineage: Eukaryota; Apicomplexa; Aconoidasida; Piroplasmida; Theileriidae.